Molecule: messenger RNA, 441 nt
Organism: Venustampulla echinocandica
Lineage: Eukaryota; Fungi; Ascomycota; Leotiomycetes; Helotiales; Pleuroascaceae
Exons: 1
Coding region: 1-441 (146 amino acids)
Source: RefSeq, a predicted model, not a curated record
AUGGGUACGAAGUUCCUAAAGCUAGUCAACCCCUUCACGCCAUGCUUCAUGUUCUUCUACGGUUCCCUCAUGGACUCUGAGGUUCUCCAGUCAGUGCUUAGUCUUCAGGAUACCCCUACCGUUGCGAAAGGAGUAAUAAAGGGAUUUUCAAUGAAGAUGUGGGGCAUUUAUCCUACAAUUAUACCCAAUAACGAAGGAGAUAUAUCCGGCACAGUAUGGAAAGUCGAUUUAGAAUCUCAUUUCUUGCGUUUGCAGGAGUACGAGACUGGAGCAUAUACUUGGUGCUUCUGUGAUAUUGAACUAGAGGAUGGAGAACUGUUGCGUGGAUGCCGAACGUUCUGCUGGGCUGGAGAAGCCAAUAGCAAAGACCUCGAAGAGGGGUCGUUUGAUUUGCUCCGAUACCAGAAGUAUUUCAAAGCUUCAGUUGUCCUGAACCAAUAG